Molecule: messenger RNA, 648 nt
Organism: Caenorhabditis bovis
Lineage: Eukaryota; Metazoa; Nematoda; Chromadorea; Rhabditida; Rhabditidae
Source: the annotation of a GenBank genome assembly
AUGGCCCCGCUCAAGGUCUACGUGGCGAGCGCCACCGCCAAUCCGGAGACGAAAUACCGUGUGCAGCGCACAUUGAUGAUUCUUGAUGGUCUUGGCAUCCCAUUCGAUUCCAUCGAUAUCACGAAACCGGAAAAAGCGGAAGAGCGCAAAUUCAUGAGGGAGAAUGCGACGAAGAGCGGUCCAAUUCUUCCGCCGCAAUUUUUCUACAAUGACGAAUAUUUGGGGGAUUAUGAGGAUUUCGACACUGCCGUAGAAACCGACACCAUCGUCGAUUUCCUUCGUCUUCUUCCGGAAACUUUGGCGUCAAAUGCCGACACUAAUGAGAAUGGGAAAAACGAAGAGGAGACGGCCGUAGAAGCGACGACGACAGCGAAGACGGGUAGCAGCGAUGAGCAACUCGGCGAGGAUGAGGAAUGGGAUGAGGAUGAGGAGGAAGACGAGGAGGAGGAGAAGGCGCCGGAACCUGAUCCAGGACCUUCCGACAACAAAGAGGAGAAGGUCGAGGAUGAAGCUGAGGUUGCCGAAACCGCAACAAUCAGCCUUCCGAAACCGGCGAGUCCUGACGAAUACGACGUCGAUGGGGAAGACGAGGAACUGGAAGGCGAAGACGAGGAAUGGGACGAGGAUGAGGAGGAAGAGGAAGCAUGA